GUCCCAUUCUCAGUGCUCUCUUUAAAGCUUUAUUCAGGGUCAAGUAAACACUCAUAUGAGAACUUGAUACUUUCCCUUUGAAGUUUAGUAUUGCUCGGCUCUCCCGACUUGGAACAGUGCCAACUAAGGCAAAUCACAACUUAAGUGUGAGCAGCAGUAAGUUGUAAAGGAGGGGAAUAUUGAGUAAGGGAAAGAGGCGUAUAAAGGAGAAAAGAAAUGGAAAAUGGUUGAUGGUGAUGAAUCAAAGGUUUCUUAUUCUCAGUCUUUCUCAUACUCAAGAUGUAAUUCGACCUUCUACAAGAUAAAUAAUAUUUGGAGAUGGACUUUUUGGGGCCUUUUGGUAAAGUUGUCGAAGGAGUGGUUGAUUUUGUAUGGAAACAUGGCGUUCGACACAUGACUUACAUAGUCCAUUACAAGAAAAAUGUUGUUGAACUGAGCGACACUGUUAAAGAUCUUAGAUUUGAAAAAGAGAAGAUAGAUCAUAAAUGUGAAGAGGGUACAAAAAAUCUACACAACNUUGAAGGNAAAGUUAUUGAAUGGGUUCGAAAAGUGAGUGAAAUUGAGACUACAGUAGAUGUGUNUGAAAACGAUGAUGGCCACACAAGGGCUCGAUCACCCAAUUGUUUUGUUUUUCCGUACUUGUGGAAUAGACACAGGUUAGGAAGACAAGCAAAGAAUUUGGAAGUGGGUGUUAAAAAGCUAAUUGAUGAAUCCCCUGAGUUAGAUGAAAUUUCCUAUAGGGAAAAUGUAACAUCUAAUGAUGUCACAUUGUCUAAUUCUGGCUUUGAACAAUUUAGUUCUACAAAAUCCACAGUGGAGAAAGUAAUGAGAGAACUUGAAAAUUCCGGUGUGAGAAUGAUUGGAUUGUAUGGGGAAGGUGGUGUGGGUAAGAGCGCUUUAAUCAAAGAAAUUGCAAGGAUAGCNANAGACAAGAAGUUNUUUAAUGUGGUGGUUAAAGUAGAAGUAACAGCCAAUCCCAAUAUACAAAGCAUCCAGGAAGAAAUUGCUUACGUGUUUGGAUUGCAAUUGGUAGGGGAAGGUGAAAAUGUNAGAGCUGAUUGUCUACGGAGGAGGUUGAAGAAAGAAAAAGGAAACACCCUUUUAAUCUUGGAUGACCUUUGGCAUAAACUAGAUUUGAACAAGCUAGGGAUUCCCCUUGAUGAUAAUGAUGACAAUGAUGAUUUAAGUAAUGAUAUGAGGGAUCUUGAUGAUAAAUUCCUGAAAAAAGAAAAAAAUAAUAAGGAUUUUAAUCAGAAAGUGUUGAAAAGAGAAAAAAUCAUUGGUGGUCACAAGGGAUGCAAAAUUUUGCUAACUGCACGUCAAAAAAGAGUAUUGGAAGUUGAAAUGGAUGUAAAAUCGACUUUCCGUGUAGAGCCAUUAGAUGACAAGGAUGCUUUGAUGUUUUUUCAGAAGUUGUCUGAAAUACAUAAUAUGUCAGACUCUAGAAAAGAAAUUGUGAGGAAGUAUUGUGCAGGGUUACCGAUGGCAAUAAUUACAGUUGCAAAGGCAUUAAGAGGNAAGAGCGAGUUAGUAUGGGAAGCAGCACUUGGNGAACUUAAAAAACAGGAAUUAGUGGGAAUUCAAACAAAUAUGGACAUNUCAGUGAAGAUGAGUUAUGAGCAUCUAGAAAAUGAGGAGAUCAAAUCCAUUUUCUUACUUUGUGCUCAAAUGGGCCAUCAACCACUGAUUAUGGAUUUGGUGAAGUGUUGUUAUGGUUUGGGUAUACUUGAAGGGGUUUUCUCACUUUCGGAAGCUCGAGAAAAAAUCAAGAUAANAAUCCAAAAGCUAAAAGACUCGGGCUUACUAUUGGAUGGAAAUUCUGAUAUUCAUUUCAAUAUGCAUGAUAUAGUUCGAGAUGCUGCUUUGUCUAUAGCAAAGAAGGACAAACAUGUUUUUACUCUAAGAAAUGGAAAACUAGAUCAGUGGCCUGAACUCGAGAAAUGCACUUCUAUUUCUAUAUGCAAUUGUGAUAUCAUUGUCAAGCUUCCUAUAGUCAAUUGCUCCCAACUUAAUUUUUUUCAAAUAGACACUAAUCAUCAAUCUUUGACAAUACCUGACAAGUUUUUUGAAGGUAUGAAAAAUCUCAAAGUUUUAAUAUUGACUGGUUUUCAUCUAAAAAGAUUUCCACCUUCAAUCAAAGGCCUAUUAAAGCUCAGAAUGCUUUGUUUGGAGCGGUGCACUUUAGAGGACAACAUAGCCAUAGGAGAGCUAGAAAUGUUGAGAAUUCUUAGCUUCUCUGGAUCCCAACUUAAAAGUUUGCCAACUGAGUUGGGGUGCUUGGAUAAGUUACAACUGUUAGACAUCAAUGAUUGUUCUAUACUGGAGGUUAACAUUCCACCUAAUUUUUUAUCAAGUUUGACACAUUUAGAAGAGUUGUACAUAAGGAAAAGCUUGACCAAAAUGUUGGUGGAAGGAGAGCCAAACCAUGGUAAAAAUUCGAUUCUUUGUGAGCUAAAGAAUUUGCAUCAGUUAAAAGUUGUGGACUUAAGCAUCCCAUCUUUUUCAGUUUUGCCCAAUCACUUGUUUUAUGACAAGUUACAAGAUUACAAAAUUGUGGUUGGAGAGGUAGAAAAGUUUUCUGUUAUAGGCUUUAAGAUGCCUGAUAAGUACGAAACUUCAAGAGUUUUGGCAUUGCAUGAUGUCANUAAAAUUGACUCCCAUAAAGACAUAAACUUGUUGUUUAAAACAGCACAAAGUUUGUUGUUGGGAAAGGUNGAGGUUGUUAAAGUUGUUAAUGAAUUGAGUAUAGAUGGAUUUCCAGAUCUGAAACACUUAUCCAUCAUAGAUAGCAAUGCCAUCAAAUAUGUCAAUUCAAUGCAAUUGUCUAAUUGUAUAAAUGUUUUUCCCAAUUUGGAAUCUCUAUGCCUUUACAAUCUGAAGAACUUGAAGAUGAUAUCUAUUGGUCCUCUUAAGGUUGCAUCAUUUUCUAAAUUAAAGUCCAUCAAGGUGAAUAUGUGUGAGGGAUUGGUGAGUUUCUACUCCGUUUCCAUGGUGGAAUUUUCUAAUAGUGAAGAACCAUGUGAGAUUAUUGAAUGUAAUUCUUACUUGGAUAAUUUUUGUGCUAGCCUAGAGACAAUCGAGGUUUCUGAAUGUAAAUCUUUAAAGGAAAUCCUUAAAAUACCAAAGAAAUGCCAUAAGGUUAAGUUUUUAAAGUUACAGACUUUGACACUUCAAUCAUUACCGUCAUUUAAAUGUUUUUAUACCAAAGUGGAGGAGUCUCAAGCUAAAAAUAGUGGUAGCGAAGAAGAUCANAAAAGUGACAAGGCUCCGCUUUUUGGUGAACAAGUUGAAAUUCCAAACUUAGAGAGCUUGAAUUUAUGCUCACUCAACAUGCAUAAGAUAUGGAGCGAUCAAUUCUUGUCAAGUUUCUGCUUUCAAAACUUGAUAAAAUUAGUUGUGAAAGAGUGUGAUGAAUUGACAUACUUAUGUUCGUUGUCUGUGGCAAGUAGUUUAAAGAAGCUGAAAAGCCUUAUCAUAAGUGAGUGUGGAAUUAUGGAGAAGAUUUUUGAGACAAAAGAAAAUAAUGCAGAUAAGGUCUGCGUCUUCCCCAAGCUGGAGGAAAUCCAGCUUACCAAAAUGAAGAGAUUAAGAGAUAUAUGGCAUACUAAAGUGAACGAUGAUUCUUUUUCUAGUCUNAUUUCGGUGAACAUCGAAGAAUGCAAUAAACUAGACAAAAUUUUUCCAAGUAACAUGGAAGGAUGGUUUGAAAGUUUGGACAACUUGAAAGUUUCUAGUUGCGAAUCAGUGGAAGUGAUUUUUGAAAUAAAAGAUUGUGAAGAAAUAGAUGUAUCUGGUGAGAUAGACACAAAUCUGCAGGUUAUUCUUCUUGAAGACCUCCCGAAGUUGAAAGAAUUGUGGAGCAAAGAUCCACAUGGAAUUCUCAAUUUUAAAAAACUUCGGACUAUAGACGUAAGUUCUUGUUAUAAAUUGAGGAAUUUGUUUCCAGCUUCUAUGACAAAAGAUGUAUCAAAGCUUGAACGUAUGUCAGUAUUUAAUUGUCGUGGGAUGGUGGGAAUUGUUUCAAGUAGAGAUGCUUCAGAAGCUAAUACUGAUCCAUUAGAGUUUCCUGAACUAAUAAAUGUGAGAUUGCUUUCACUAUCAAAUAUCAAGCAGUUCUAUGCGGGGAGACUUCCGAUAAAGUGCCCAAAAUUGAAGGAAUUAACUGUGUACCGCUGUUCGAAGCUUAAAACAUUCUCCAAAGAAAUCAGCAAAACAACAGAGGAAGAAGAAGAAAAAGAGGAAGAGAAAGAGGAAGAAGAAAAUUUUGUUUUCUCAGCGCAAAAGGUAUUGCCCAAAUUGGAGUACAUGGAAAUUGACUUGAAGGAAGCACAAAACUUGUUACCCGAGUACCCAAUGCACUGUCUAAAAGAACUUAGUCUGAUUUCAGUAGAAAGUGUUGAUUUUCUUAACCAGUUUCCCUACAGAAUGCCAAAUCUUGAAAAGCUAAAGUUGACUUCCUCUUAUGAGUCCAAAGAGUUAGAGCCAGCAUCAGAAGAAAGAUUGAGAAUCACAUUAGAGCUCAAGGAAAUAGUUUUGUCGAGUUUAAAGAUAAAUGAUCUAACAGGAGUUUCAAUUGUACGAAAACUACAGCUUUUAAGCUUAGCACAUUGCAGCGAAUUGAACAACUUAGGUCCGUCAUCUCUGUCAUUCACUUACUUGACAUAUUUGGAACUAAAGUAUUGUAGGGAGUUAAAAUAUUUAAUGACACCUUCCACCGCCAAAAGCAUGGUUCAACUCAAAACUAUGAAGGUAAUCAAUUGUCGUAAAGUAGAGGAAAUAGUAAGCAAUGAGCUGAGUGAAGAAGGUACAGUGAUGAAAAUUGCAUUCGGCAAAUUGAUUACCAUAGAACUUGUGGGGCUAAAGAACCUUGAAAGUUUUUGCAGAUGCAAGGACUGUGAAUUUGAGUUCUCGUUACUGGAAAUUUUGAUAGUAAGAGAAUGCUGGAAGAUGGAGAAAUUCAGUGAGAGAGAGGCAAUAACUCCAAAGUUAAAAAAUGUAUUUGGUGUGGAAGGAGAUGAAAAAUCCAAAUGGUACUGGGAAGGCAACUUGAAUUCCACCAUACGAAAAAUUUUCACCGAUAAGGUCAGUUUCGCAUGUACUGAGAAUCUGUUUCUUGGCUAUGAUGAUACUGGUCAACUUAUUAUAGAUCAACUAUGGCAUAGAAGACAUUGGGUGCAGCAAAACAGCUUUGGCUAUUUGAAAAAAUUGAGUGUAUGGGAAUGUGAUACUCUAGAGCAUAUAAUUCCAUCUCAUUUGCUUUCUUGCUUUCACAAUUUGGAAGAGUUAAGUGUAGGGCUUUGCAGUAAAGCAGAGGUGAUAUUUAAUAUGAAUGAUGAGAACAGGGUGAUGACAAAACCUUCCGGAAUAUUCCGACUGAAAACUUUGUCUUUAUUUAAGCUACCAAAUCUGAAGCAUGUAUGGGAGAAGGAUCCGGAGGGAAUUAUUGGGCUUCAACUGCUAAAGGAAAUGCGUGUUAAAGAAUGUAAGCGUCUUAAAAGUUUGUUUCCAGCAUCGGUGGCCAAAGAACUUACAAGACUUGAAGUGCUUNAGGUAACAAACUGUAAGGAAUUGGCAGAAAUAUUUAAGAAGGAAGGAGAAGGAAGAACACAAGAGCUUGCCUUAGGUCGUCUCACCACAUUGAUGCUANAAGAAUUGCCAAGUCUCAAAUACUCUAUCCACUGCUCCAACCAGGAGAGUAUAUCAAAUUUGAGUGAGAGAAAUAUACAAGAGUUAUGUCUUGGCUCAAGGUGCAUUAUUCCAAACUCCAACUUCGGUCUCUUAGAAUCACUAAUUCUGGAUGGUUGCAAGUUUUUAUCGGAUGUACUGCUACCGUGUAAUUUACUUCCUUUCUUAAAAAAAUUGGAAACGUUGGAAGUUCGAAACUGUGAUACUGUCAAAAUCAUAUUUGAAGUCAAAUGUAUAACACAAGACAGAGGAGUGGUAUCAAUGGGACCAACCCUUCAUUUUUCCUUGAACAAAUUGACUUUAUUCAACCUGCCAGAACUGGAGAAUGUUUGCAAUGAAGAUAAUUGUUGUCCUUUUGUGAGAUCAUUGGAAGUUCAGCAAGUGCCCAACUUAAAGUAUUUUUACUACAGCUCUAUGUAUUGUGAAAUUUUUACAGAUCAAGAAUCACAUUCCAAGAAUCAAGUCGGUACUGAAAAGUGCUUGUCAUUAGGGGAAAAUGGAAUGAAGAUAAUUUUGCGAAGAGAACUCGAGAGAAACCUCUUAGACAGUUUAACAGCUCUUACUCUCGGCUUUGGUUCGGAUGUAUUUGAAUAUGAAAUUCUAAAAAAGGUUCCGAAUAUAGAGAAACUUGUGGUGUGGGAUGGUUCUUUCAAGGAGAUGUUCUGUCGUGAAAGCCCUGAUAAUGUGUUACAACAACUGAAAGUAUUACUGUUGGAGUCUCUUGGAGAGCUGGUUUCGAUUGGGUUGGAGAACUCUUGGACUCAUUCCUUUGUCAGAAACAUAGAAACCUUUGAAGUCAUUAGUUGUUGGAGUUUAAAAAACUUGGUAGCAUGCACAGUGUCUUUCUCCAAUCUGAGGUGUUUGAAAGUAAAACAUUGCAAUAGCUUAUCAUAUUUGUUGACAUCCUCAACAGCGAAAUGUUUGGGUAAACUCAAAAGAAUGGAGAUAACUUGGUGUUAUUCAAUUGAAGAGAUAGUGUGUAAGGAAGAUGGGGAGGAAUCAGAUGACGAUGAGAUAAUAUUUCAGCAGCUCACUUCUUUGAAACUUCAUUGGCUAGGGAAUCUCAAAAGGUUCUACAAAGGGAGUUUAGGUUUCCCAUCCUUGGAGGAACUGUCAGUACAAGAUUGCGAUGAGAUGAUAAGUUUAUGUGUGGGUAGUAUAGUGGGAGGCAAGAUGUGUGAAGUUAAAGUUGGAAAGUUCUCACAGGCUAUUCAAUUGGAAACGGAGCUCAACUCUACUAUGAGGAAGGAAUAUCUGAGAAAGAUUGCAUCAUCGGAAGAGAGUCUUGAAUUCAGAGAUAUGGCAGACCUACAAGAGUUAUGGUGUCUCUCACAGCAGAUACCCCACUUUCGUUUCACUUACAUGGAAACCUUGAUUGUGAAUAAAUGCAAAAUUUCAUCAGAUGCGGUGUUACCUUUCACUUUACUUCCUUUAUUACCCAAAUUGGAAACAUUUGAAGUUCGAAAUUGUGAUUCUGUCAAAAUCAUAUUUGAUGUCAAAUGUGCCCAAGAGAUACUCACUUUUCCUCUGAAGAGAUUAGUUUUACGGAAGUUGUCAAAUCUGGAAACCAUUUGUAAUGAAGUUACAGAGGCUAAUCCAGCUCUUCCAAAAGAAACAAAUCCUAAGCUUACGUUCCCCUCUGUGACGUCAUUGGCACUAUGUGAUUUGCCCAACUUCAUUUAUAAUGAUGCAGCACCAACAUUUGAGCUGAUUAUACCCAACUUAGAGGAUCUGACAGUGGGUAGAAAUGAAUUAAAGAUGAUUGUGGACGGAGAAUUUCAGAGAAACCUUUUAGACAAGUUAAAAGUUCUCGGUGUGUGCUUUGAUAGUGAGUGUGAUGAAUUUCCGGAGUAUGGAUUUCUACAACAGUUGCCAAAUGUAAAAAGGCUUGUGGUGUGGAAUAGUUCAUUCAAGGUGAUCUUCUGCCAUCAAAGACCUAGUAAUAAUGAACUUCUAUUACAGCUGAAUGAAUUACGGUUGGAGUCCCUUCAAGGGCUAGUUUCCAUUGGAUUAGAAAACUCAUGGAUUGAGCCCUUUCUCGAAAAUCUACAAAAUUUUGAAGUCAUUACCUGUUCCAGUUUAAAAAACUUGGUAACAUGCAGAGUGUGUUUCUCAAAUCUGACAUGUUUAAAAGUAGAAAAUUGUGAUGGCNUAUCAUAUUUGUUCACAUCCUCAACAGCCAAAAGUUUGGGUCAACUUCAAAGAAUGNAGAUAAAAGAGUGUAAAUCAAUUGAAGAAAUAGUAUCUAAAGAAAGGGAGGAAUCAGAUGAGGAUGAGAUAAUAUUUUCGCAGCUCAGUUGUUUAAAACUUGAUGAGUUAUUGAAUCUCCGAUGGUUCUACAGGGGGAGUUUAAGUUUCCCAUCCUUAGCAGAAAUAUCAGUGAUAGAUUGUUCUGAGAUGGUAACUUUAUGUCCAAGUACGCUAAAAGCAGACAAGUUGUCUCAAGUAACAAUUGAAAACGAAGAAGUUAUUACAGUGGAAACUGAUCUCUACUCUACUAUGCAGAAGAAAUUUGGGAGAAAGACGCAAAGGAAAUCACGGAUUGAUCUAAAAAGUAGAGGAGGACUACAUGAGAUAUGGCGUGGAAGUUCACUGCCUAUACCCAACUUCUGUUUCAGUGAGUUGGACACAUUGAUUGUGGACGACUGCCAGUUUUUAUCAGAUGCAGUGCUACCCUUCCAUUUACUUCCUUUAUUACCUGAAUUGGAAACCUUGGAAGUUCGAAACUGUGAUUCUGUCAAAACCAUAUUUGAUGUCAAUCCUUCAACACAAGACACAUCAAUUACUUUUCCUCUGAAGAAAUUGGUUUUAUCGAAACUGCCAAAUCUAGAGAAUGUUUGGAAAGAAGAUCCUCGAGGAAUUCUAAGCAUGCAAAGUCAUCUAGAACAAGUGUUUGUUGAUACAUGCAAAUGCCUUAAAAGUGUGUUUCCAGCAUCAGUAGCCAAAGAGCUUGUGAAACUUGAAGAUCUAGUAGUUGAAGACUGUGAGGGAUUGAUGGCAAUUGUUGCAGAUGAAUCUCAUGAGAAUCAAGAAAUUAUAUUUGAGCGGCUUCAGGUUUUGGAUCUUAAAAGAUUAAAACAACUGACUUGCUUUUGCACUGGCAAGUUCACUUUAAGUUUUCCAUCUUUAGAGGAAGUCCACAUCAUCAAGUGCAGCUCCAUGAAAAGUUUCAGUGCAGUGACCAAAAUAGAUAAUCCGACAAAGUGGUAUUAUUCAGAAUAUGAGAGACCCCGAAAGGAAACUGACCUUAAUUCUGCUCUCCACAGAAAUUUUGAAGAAGAGGCUCCGGAUGGUGCUAGUGCCAUCAUUCCAGUUCUUCAAUAGUUGAGAUUCAGAUACUGAUGGAGAUAGUGAACUCGAUGAUGAUUAAUUAGAAGCAGUUUUUCACAGCAUAACAUGAUAUCUAUUUAAGUGGAUA
Vigna radiata var. radiata (mung bean) is the source of this 9103-nucleotide messenger RNA. RefSeq lists its product as uncharacterized. Gene Ontology annotation, molecular function: ADP binding; ATP hydrolysis activity. The transcript has 15 exons. The coding region runs from base 319 to 9009 and encodes 2896 amino acids. Lineage: Eukaryota; Viridiplantae; Streptophyta; Magnoliopsida; Fabales; Fabaceae. The record is from RefSeq and is a predicted model, not a curated record.